Chenopodium quinoa (quinoa) is the source of this 2653-nucleotide messenger RNA. Its product is annotated as scarecrow-like protein 4. Gene Ontology annotation, cellular component: nucleus. The record is from RefSeq and is a predicted model, not a curated record. The transcript has a single exon. The coding region runs from base 464 to 2335 and encodes 623 amino acids. Gene Ontology annotation, biological process: regulation of DNA-templated transcription. Gene Ontology annotation, molecular function: sequence-specific DNA binding; DNA-binding transcription factor activity. Lineage: Eukaryota; Viridiplantae; Streptophyta; Magnoliopsida; Caryophyllales; Amaranthaceae.
AUCACCUAGUAAAAUACGAACGACGUUUAACAACACCCUUAACUAACAUAACUCUCCGUAAUAGUCAAAGCUCUACAUUAAAAGUCAUCAAAACAAAUUGAAACAAUAUUUAGGGAAAAAAGGCCUAAGAUUCAAAAAUAAAAAAGAAUUAAAAAUGUAGUCGUAGAUCACAACUACCGGUGAACACAGAAGUAGGGCCAACUGACACAUCGAUUUGGGGGUUGUUUAAUCAGUGUUUUUGGCCUCGUUCACUGCUCCCCCUCUCUCUCACCUUUUCCCUUCUUUAAAGCUUACCACACUCCCCCUCUAUUCUCCCCCUUUCUCUCUCCUCUUCCUCCCCCCCUAAACCCCCACUAACCCCUCUUCACUCUCUCUCUCUCACUCUCACUCUCAUUUCCUCUUUAUGCUAAUUUAUUAAUUUUACGGUCUUCAACAUUAGGCCCUUCUUCUUCUUCCUCCUCUAAUGGCUUACAUGUGCGCUGAUAGUGGUAAUCUCAUGGCUAUUGCUCAACAAGUCAUCAAACAACAGCAACAACAACAACAACACGAACAUCAACAACAGCAACAACAAACCCACCAUAAUCAACACCACCAUCAAUCUCAAUUUCUCAGCCCAAAUAACCCCUUUUUUCUCAACCCAUGGGCCGUCCCUGUUCCGCCCAUGUCCACCAGCCCACCACCCCCUUUGGGCUUCGGCGGCGGUGGUCCGCCCUUUCACGACCCUUUUCAAGUCGGCCCACCACCGCCUGACGCCAACGAGCCUUGGUUAGACCAUACUUCUACGACGUCGUUUCGAUUUGCUGAUUUUUGCGAUGGGGCGCCCGGUGAGUUUGACUCCGACGAGUGGAUGGAGAGUUUAAUGAGUGCUGGUGGUGGUGCCGUUGAAGCCGGUAAUAAUGAUGGGUCUAACCUUCAAUCCGCUUGUGACGCGUGGCAAGGCGUAAGCGGCGCCGCUGAUUUUAGUCUUUAUGAUGGUGUUAAUGCUGAUCCUUUUGCCACGUGUCCUAAUCGGAUCAAUGUUGCGAUUUCUCCACCGUCGGAUCUCGCUCGAGUUAUUUACUCGGAUGCAGAUAAGACCGUUACAACACAACCAUGGGUCCCACCUUCUCCUCCAUUAAAGGACCCACAAUCGCAACCACUCGAACCUCCUCAAAACCAAAACGACGCCGCCGCUGUUGCCGCCGCUAUUGCCGAAGAAGAACAAGAACAAGAGCAUUCAUGGCCGCCAUUAAUUACUGCUUUACUGGAUUGUGCUCGCGUUGCGGAGUCUGACCCUGAACGUGCCGUUAAAUCACUGGUUAGACUCAGAGAUUCAGUCUCACAACACGGCGAUCCUACUCAACGAGUUGCGUUCUACUUCACCGAGGCUCUUUCUUGCCGUCUUUCUCCUCCGAUAUCUUCCUCAAUCGUUCAAACGACGGCGUCUGAGGAGUGUACUCUGUCAUACAAAGCAUUAAACGACGCGUGCCCUUUCUCUAAAUUUGCGCAUUUAACAGCAAAUCAAGCUAUACUUGAAGCCACUGAUGGAGCAGAAAAGAUCCAUAUUGUUGAUUUUGGGAUAGUACAAGGAGUCCAAUGGGCCGCUCUUUUACAAGCCCUUGCAACUCGGCCCACCGGAAAGCCCAAUAAGAUUCGGAUCUCCGGGAUUCCUGCUCCAGCACUAGGGGAAUCUCCGGCGAGUGCUCUCUUCGCUACUGGCAACCGUCUUCGAGAGUUCGCGAAAGUUCUAGAACUCAACUUCGAGUUCGAACCAGUUCUCACCCCAAUCCAGGAGUUGACCGAGUCAAAUUUCCGGGUUGACCCGGAUGAGGUACUUACAGUUAACUUUAUGCUCCAAUUAUACAAUCUUUUAGAUGAAACAACAAUUGAAGUAGAAGCUGCAUUAAAACUUGCUAAAUCACUGAAACCGAAGAUAGUUACACUUGGUGAAUACGAAGUGGGUUUAAAUCGGGUGGGUUAUUUGACCCGAUUUAAAACUGCAAUCAAAUACUAUUCCUCUGUAUUCGAGUCGCUUGAGCCGAAUAUGGAUAGGGAUUCAGUGGACCGGGUUCAGGUAGAGAGGUUGAUAUUCGGGCGGAGAAUAAUGGGGUCAGUUGGGCCGGAGUUACCGGGAACCAGAAGAGAAAGGAUGGAAUGCAAAGAAGAAUGGAAAGGAUUAUUGGAGAAUGCCGGUUUUGAGCCGGUAACCCUUAGCCAUUAUGCAAAUAGUCAAGCUAAGAUAUUGCUGUGGAAUUAUAAUUAUAGUUCAUCCUAUAAGUUGGUGGAUUCUCCACCAGGGUUUCUUUCUCUUGCUUGGAAUGAUGUCCCUCUUCUCUCUGUUUCUUCUUGGCAUUGAUUAAUUAAUUAGCUAGUGUGUUUUUUUUAGUUAUAAAUUAGGGUUUUUUUUUUUUUUUUUUUUGGAUUAAGUAAUUUGGUUUCUAUAUAGGAAUGUAAUUGGGAUAAUGGGGUUAUUAUUUUAUUUUGUUUAGGGGUUUUUCUUUGAUUUUAGGCUAGAAAUUGUCCAAUAAUACAAGUGUAAAAAGAAUAUGGGAGAAUGAAAUGGGGUUAUGCAAAUGUUUUACUUGUAUCUAUUUUCCUUCUUGGUGUUAAAUUGCAUGUUUCCCCAUCUUCCGAUGAUGAUGUAUAUAGCAAGGUUCAUCAUUUUUCAUUCAAA